AGGGGAAAAAACGGCCGCGGUGGGCGCUGGGGGUGGCAACGGAACGGCAACGCGGGCUUAGCGCGCCCUGGGACGCGAUCUCUGCGCCUGGGGGAAGAUGAACACGGCCAACAAGGUCCGGGUCGGGCCCGCGGCCGACGGGCCUGCGCCGCCCGGGGAGGAGGAGGGCGAGGGUGGCGGCGAGGCAGGCGGGAAGGAGCCGGAGGCGGACGCGGCCCCCGGGCCCAGCGCCUCGUUCCGCCUCAUGGUGACUCGGCGGGAGCCGGCCGUGAAGCUGCAGUACGCGGUGAGCGGCCUGGAGCCUCUGGCCUGGUCUGAGGACCACCGCGUGUCUGUGUCCACCGCCCGCAGCAUCGCUGUGCUGGAGCUCAUCUGCGACGUGCACAACCCAGGCCAGGACCUGGUUAUCCACCGCACCUCGGUGCCCGCCCCUCUCAACAGCUGUUUACUUAAAGUUGGCUCAAAAACAGAAGUUGCUGAGUGCAAGGAGAAAUUUGCCGCCUCUAAGGACCCCACAAUCAGUCAGACUUUCAUGUUGGAUAGAGUGUUCAACCCUGAGGGAAAGGCCUUGCCGUCAUUGAAGGGAUUCAAAUAUGCUAGCUGGUCCCCCAUGGGUUGUGAUGCUAAUGGCAGGUGCCUCUUAGCAGCACUGACUAUGGACAAUCGCUUGACUAUCCAAGCCAACCUCAACAGACUACAGUGGGUCCAACUGGUUGAUCUGACUGAGAUUUAUGGAGAACGUCUUUAUGAGACCAGUUACAGGCUCUCCAAAAAUGUAGCCCCAGGGGGAAAUCUUGGAGAUUUUGCUGAGUUUCAGAGGAGACACAGCAUGCAGACCCCAGUCAGAAUGGAGUGGUCAGGCAUCUGUACUACCCAGCAGGUCAAGCAUAACAAUGAAUGUCGGGAUGUCGGCAGUGUGCUUCUGGCAGUCCUCUUUGAAAAUGGUAAUAUUGCCGUGUGGCAGUUUCAGCUGCCGUUUAUAGGAAAGGAAUCCAUCUCUUCAUGCAACACAAUUGAGUCCGGAAUCAACUCUCCUAGUGUUUUGUUUUGGUGGGAAUAUGAGCACAAUAAUAGGAAAAUGAGUGGCCUUAUUGUGGGGAGCGCUUUUGGACCUGUAAAAAUUCUUCCUGUCAAUCUCAAAGCAGUCAAAGGCUAUUUCACUCUAAGGCAGCCUGUUGUCUUGUGGAAAGAAAUGGACCAGUUGCCUGUGCACAGCAUCAAGUGUGUACCACUUUAUCAUCCUUACCAGAAGUGCAGUUGCAGCCUAGUGGUGGCUGCAAGAGGCGCCUAUGUAUUUUGGUGUCUUCUUCUGAUUUCCAAAGCAGGGCUCAAUGUGCACAAUUCCCAUGUCACGGGCCUUCACUCCCUGCCAAUCGUGUCCAUGACUGCAGACAAACAGAAUGGAACGGUCUAUACUUGUUCCAGUGAUGGCAAAGUGAGGCAGUUGAUUCCCAUUUUCACAGAUGUUGCAUUAAAGUUUGAACACCAGUUGAUUAAACUGGCGGAUGUGUUUGGCUCGGUGAGGACUCAUGGGAUAGCAGUGAGCCCCUGUGGUGCGUAUCUAGCCAUCAUCACCACUGAGGGCAUGGUCAAUGGCCUGCAUCCCGUUAACAAAAACUACCAGGUCCAGUUUGUUACUCUCAAAACCUUUGAAGAGGCAGCUGCUCAGCUCCUGGAAUCUUCAGUUCAGAAUCUUUUUAAGCAGGUAGACUUAAUAGACCUAGUACGUUGGAAGAUUUUAAAAGAUAAACAUAUUCCUCAAUUUUUACAAGAAGCUCUGGAAAAAAAGAUUGAAAGCAGUGGGGUCACAUAUUUUUGGCGUUUUAAGCUUUUCCUCCUGAGGAUUUUAUAUCAAUCAAUGCAGAAAACCCCUUCAGAAGCCUUAUGGAAACCUGCCAAUGAGGACUCAAAAAUGUUACUCAUUGACUCACCUGGGAUGGGCAACGCCGAGGAUGAGCAGCAAGAAGAAGGCAGUUCUUCCAAACAGGUGACUAAGCAAGGCCUGCAGGAGAGGAGCAAAGACGGUGAUGCCGAGGAGCCCACUGAUGACUCGCUCCCCCAGACUGCAGACGUUGGAGGCCGCGAGCCAAUGGAGGAGAAACUUCUAGAAAUCCAAGGGAAAAUUGAAGCUGUGGAGAUGCACUUGACCAGGGAACACAUGAAGCGUGUGUUAGGAGAAGUGUAUCUGCACACCUGGAUCACAGAAAACACCAGCAUCCCGACCAGAGGACUCUGUAACUUCUUAAUGUCUGAUGAAGACUAUGAUGACAGAACAGCACGGGUGCUGAUUGGACACAUCUCAAAGAAGAUGAACAAACAAACCUUCCCUGAGCACUGCAGUUUGUGUAAAGAGAUCUUGCCAUUCACAGAUCGCAAACAGGCUGUCUGUUCCAACGGCCACAUUUGGCUCCGGUGCUUUUUAACCUAUCAGUCCUGCCAGAGUUUGAUAUACAGAAGAUGUUUGCUCCAUGACAGCAUUGCCCGGCAUCCAGCUCCCGAAGAUCCUGACUGGAUUAAGAGGCUACUGCAGAGCCCCUGCCCUUUCUGUGAUUCCCCUGUCUUCUGAAUGUCAGUGUGGGAAGAUGGAAGGGCAUGAGCCCUGCUGUAGCAAACACGCUCUAGCCUGAAGAGGCAUGUGCUGGAGGAAGCCUGGCCCUCGCAAGUGGAGCGGCACCUUUGUGAUUGUAAAGAACUCAUUUCUGAAGGGCACUCUCCAUCUCUAGGGACUAAAGGAUGUCUCUUAAAAAUGACUGCGGAGAUUUUGAGUCAUUUUGGAACGUUGCCCUGACCCCUUACCCAAUGAGGAACACUUAUUUUUCAAGUGUCUUGACUGAAGCAGUUUGAACAAAAAGAAUGUCCUGUCGUUUCCAGGAACAGAGUGGUCUCUUCUAGAGAGUUUAGAUAAGGGCCCAACUGGGCUGAGUUGGGUUUUAAUCCUUGGUUUGGUCUGGAACUGCUUUGUGGCUCUAAAGAGCUUAAACUACCUGGUACAUGGCUUUUGAUUAAAAGUGUCCAAAACAACAUGUGGCCUGAUGUUUUGUUCCAGUAAAUAGCUGCAGAUCUGUAACCUGUCAAUUAUGGGUUUCCAUAACCUGUCAAUUAUGGGUGUGCAGAACACCUUUUUCUAAAACUGUAAGAAGUUGAAGCCAAGACUAAAGUUGGGUUUAAUGCUUCAAGUGAUCAGCUUAACUAUUAUAAGUUAAUCGUAAGCGACUUUUUUUCUCUCCUGUGUCAUUAGACUCCCUGACCCACUCUAAUUUGUAUGAAGAUGUCAGUACUCCACUUCACCCAUGACACAGCCCUACUUCAACCUGCCUGAAAUAACCUAAAUGAGAUACUUGUACAUAAAAAAGAUACUUUCUUUCUUUAGUAUUAAACCAAAAUGGUCUGUAUUUUAAAUGUGGACAUUUCCAGAUGUUUCAUUAGGGUAGGAGUCUGUCUAGAGACUUGUAGAGAGGGGACAGCUCAGAAGUGGAGACCUUCGAGCUCUGGUGCUACAAGUGUGUGCAGCUUAGUUGAGCAGAGCCUGGGAUUGCCUUCUCUCUGUGUAGGUCCUUGGUAUUUGGAAUACAGUUUCCCACCACCCCACUCCCCAUGGGCUUUUAUGAGGCCUUGUCAGACAUCAGUUGAUUAAUUGCUCUUAAAACCUAAAAGACAUUAUGGAAUUACAGUGUUCUUAGAGUCUUAAAACAAGUGCCCUGUUAUGUAGGAUUCUGAUAGGGGACUGUGCCAACUAACAGGACCCGUAAGGCACGCGUCCUAGAAUGGUUGAUACUUCUGUAAAGGGUAGGAAAUACAAAAUAUGAAAUUACAACUCCUGCCUGUCUCGUGUUGUCUUUUUCCCUUUAUUCUCACUUUAGAAAUAACAUUUUGAGGGCAGCUCCUGUGGCUCAAGGAGUAGGGUGCUGGCCCCAUAUACCGGAGGUGGCGGGUUCAAACCCAGCCCCUGCCAAAAAAAGAAGUAACAUUUUGAUAUUCGGAAUACAUUGAAAUGCUGAUCCUUCACCCCUGUGGACAGGUAGUAGAGAUAAGAGCCUGCUCUGAAAUGUCUCCUUUCCUAAUUCAAAAGGCUUUGUCCCCUGUGUUUAAUUAUGUAUUUGCUGUAGUCUUCUGCUUGUUUUUCUUGUUUUAGUGGUAAUUUCAAGAAUAGUGUUUUCAAGAAAGAGAACCAGGCAUCAUUGAAAUCAUGACUAACACAAUUCUGAACAAUGUAUAUUUGAAGUCUUUGUGCCUGCAGCUGCUUCUUUUACUUUAUAAUAAAUGUAACAGUAAAAAUUGAGAUCCUGUCAAAAAAUUAUUGCUGUUGUAAUAAUCAUGGCUUGCUUAGUUUCACUUAUUUUUUUUUUAUUCCUUUUCAGAGUCAGUAGGGAUUUGUUCUUACUGGGAUAUUUUGUGCUGUUGCCAUUUAUAAAACUUAUGUUUUUAUUUAGCAGUUGUACACUUUUGAGAAAAUGUAACUGUCAGUAACUAGAAAGCAUCUUCUACAUUAGUUUGUAUGUCUCUGUAAGAAUCAAUAUGUCUACAAUUUUACUAGAACUUUGAUUCUCUGCUGGGCCCUGGCCCAGUAAUACUCUGAAGACUCCCAAACCUCCCCCAUCCAUGGGGAGGUAAAUCAUUGUGCUGGGAAAAUAAGAAGCGAUAUGAAUCAAUGGUGGCCUCACCAACACACGCUUCUGAAUUCCUGAGAGUGUCGGUCAGUGAAACCUCGGGAAGAUGCAAGUGGCGCUGGAAAUCUUUAUUUCAUUUUACUUAGAGGCAGGGCUCGCUUUGUCACCCAGUUACUGUCGGCUGAGUGCAGUGGUGCGAUCGUGCCUCACUGCAGCCUUGAACUUAGCACCUGGAAUCGUCUAAGUGCCUCUUCUAGUUUAUAUUUAUCGCACCCUCUCUACCUUCCUCAAACUUGCCUGGUCUGUUGGUAGAUUAAGUUGAUUUCAUGUGUAACUGUAAUAACUGUUUCAGGAAUGGGACAAAUAGUAGACGUGAUAGUGCUGAACUGCAUUUAAAGAUUGUAUGCAAUUAGACUUUAAAGCUACAGCAUUGUUACAUUUUGGGAGUCUGAUAUGUAUGCACGUUUCACAGUUUGUCUGCCUGGGGUUAAUUUGUUCCUAUUAUACUAGAUAAGAAAUCGAUAGCAUAUUAUGCUUGAUAUUCAUUCUGAAAUCCUUAUGCGUCCACCAUCCAGACUUCAAGCAGUCUCUACCUACUGUUAUAUCUACCAAAACUACCAAUUAUUUUUCAGUGUCAGAAGUUAUUAGAACCACUGGUGAAACUUGUGGUUGAGCGUGACAUUUUUCUGCUUUUCCUUGUUAAGUUUUUGAGCAUGUUAACGUUGAAGUGUAUAAGUUGGAGCUGUUAGCAAGUUGAACAGGUUAAUUAGGUUAGAAGAAUGUUAAAAGGUGAUUAAAUAUUAAAUACAUUCUGUUAUAAUGGUAUCAGAUAAGAUACAAAAGAAAUGGAUGCCUAUAGGUGCUUGUUAAGAGGAUUACAGUUCUCGUUCUGUGAGCACCUGCUCCCCUUGCGGCGGUUAGACUGCCUCGAGUUUGGCGAGUUCCUCCAGUUCCUAGAAUAGUAUCACCAGAUGAUUUCCACAGGCUUUAUCUAUGCUUUCUGCCCUGACUGCUCUCUCUAUUGCUUUUCCUUCCCAAAGAAUCCUUCUUGGUUCCCAUUCCUUUAGUUUUCUCAUCUUUAGGAUACCUUCAGAGCGAACAGAUUUCAUGUUUGAAAGAAAAAUGGAUCAAUGAUAAAAUCUCUAAGAGCUAAAUCAUGUAGUGAGUUUCCCUACCCAGAAGAAACUAUUCAACACCAGUAUUUCUAAAGGUAAGUAAGAGUAUUGUUAACAACUUGGUAAACUGUAUCUGGUUUUCUUCAAAACUUGUAAUUUCUUUGCCAGGGUGCUUAAUAACUCUUGGUGGGGCUUUAGGCUAAGGGCUGCAAAAUUUUAGCUCCUUGCCGCCACUCAUCCCCACCCCAGCCAGGGUUAUUCUUCACGAGCAAAAAUUCUGGUUAAAUUAAAGCCGAAUGGGUUACAUCCAAAGGCAGUCCCAGCAGCAAGUAGGCAGACCAAUAAGUGAGUCUCUUUGUGAUGAGCCCACCAGGGACUGUUGGAGUCUCCACGUGGCUUGCUUGCGUCUGUCUGCGCCUACGCUUCUGCCUAGUGCUGCAUCGAGCAAUUCAGCGAGACUGGGGUCGUCUCAAGAAAAUCUGUCCUUUCCCCUCAAGGUGGUUGGGUUUUUACAGCUCUAAAGCAGUGUUUUUCAACCUUUUUUGUCUCAUGGCACACUUGAACCUAAACUUCCUUGGCACACUUAAAUUAUGUUGAUCAAAAAAAUAAAUAAAUGAAAAAGUAUACUUCCUAUGCUUUGAACUUCUCUCAAAAUAAUUUAAUUAAUCUUAAAUUUUGGCAGCACACCACGGCACACCAUUAUGCACAGCACACCAGUUGAAAAUUGCUGCUCCAAAUGAUCUAACUGAAAUGAAUUGUUUUCAUUUAGUUGUUAUUGAAAGUGUCAUCUGGCAGCAUGGCAGUUUGGACCAUGUCUUAAUGCCCUCAUGGUUUUCUUGAGUCUAAGAGGGGAUUUUUGCAGUAAAGACACUUCCUGCCUGCUAACAUGGUAGCAGCUAUCCAGCUUCACCAUGGAGCAUGUGAAAUUUGUCCUUGAUGGAAUUAAGCCAAACUCAAAGAACUCAAGAGUUGCUUCUAAUUAUCUAAAGUAAUUCCCGGUAUAGCUGCAGGCCUUUCAGAAACUUGUGAACUCCUUUCCAUGGAACAGUCAUAGAUCAAUAUUUACCCAAUGCCUUGCAGGCACAGGCAGCCUCCCACCUGCAGAGAUGAUCUAAGAUGGGGCUGUUUCUGAAAACUUAUGUGAAAA
Messenger RNA from Nycticebus coucang (slow loris), 6869 nucleotides. It is a transcript of the gene GTF3C4, whose product is annotated as general transcription factor IIIC subunit 4. Gene Ontology annotation, molecular function: histone acetyltransferase activity; protein binding. Gene Ontology annotation, cellular component: transcription factor TFIIIC complex. Gene Ontology annotation, biological process: transcription initiation at RNA polymerase III promoter. NCBI's taxonomy places the organism in Eukaryota, Metazoa, Chordata, Mammalia, Primates, Lorisidae. The record is from RefSeq and is a predicted model, not a curated record. The coding region runs from base 98 to 2566 and encodes 822 amino acids. The transcript is spliced from 5 exons.